Molecule: messenger RNA, 11255 nt
Organism: Pocillopora meandrina
Lineage: Eukaryota; Metazoa; Cnidaria; Anthozoa; Scleractinia; Pocilloporidae
Source: the annotation of a GenBank genome assembly
ACCAGCUGUCAAAAUGGCGAUCAAGAAUAGGCCCUCAAUACAAUUUCGGAGAAUAUUCUCUCUUACUUUCCUAGCGCUAGGUAUAUACUAUUUCUAACUACAUGUGAAUGGAAUUCAUGCACGAUUUUGUGAGCGUGAUCUUGAUUUUUUCUUUCUUUCAGUCGUUUUGUUCUGUAGGUGCAAUGCGUUCGUCAAAGAGCUUGACGACAGGUUAGGAGAAGAUUCAAUUUGUGGUUUAUUUUCUUGUUCUUAUUUUAAACGUUAUGGUACUUUUAUUGUUUUUAACAUUCUUAAGUACUUACCAUGGGGCGCGGGAUACAGAAAAUGAAAGAAAAGAGGAAAAUUAACAAAAGGACGACCUCGAACGACGGGAAACGGACAAUUGAUUGGAGACGUCACUUCUUGGAAAUCAUAUUGCUCCCUAUUCUCUUUGUCAUAUGAAUUAAUGGGUUUUGACUUUGCGUUGUAAAUGCAGUAACACUCGAAAAAGGGGAAAGGGGAAACCUUUCUAAUGAAUCUUGUGAUCAACAAAUCAAGCCCGGCCAAUAAUUUUCAAUUGCUUAAGAGUUAACAAGAGGAGUAAAAUUGUAAGGUAACGUGAAUCAGUUUAGGUGGCUAGUUAGAAAGCCCAUACUGCAAGAGUUUAACCCAUUUUCAGUAGCAUGGAAUAACUGUGUAUUUUUUCAUCCCAUUGGAUGGGACAACAGUGAAUAUUUGGGUUAGCCCCAGGGUUUUGUCAUUUUUAUAACCAGGUAAUUUAGUAUUUAUUUAUCAACUGAGUUGAUAAUGUAAAUUGGCCACCAUAAAGAGUUUCAAAGCUGACUUUGUGAGCAUUAGCCCUUCACUAUUCACUCUUACUAAGGCUCAAUACAUCAGCUUUAAAACUCUUUUCAGUGGCCAAUUUACAUUAUCAACUCAGUUGAUAAUACAAAAUUACUCUCCCACUGAUGCAAUACUGCAGUUUCUUUAGAAAAUUACCUCCUUUAUUCUUUUGUCAUGUUUCCUUGGCUGUUUGCUGUUACGCAUGUAUACUCUUGGGCCGAGAGCUAGAGAGGUUUGGUGCAAGCAAAGUUUCUUGCUAAAGAACACAACUAGGGACUUGCACUGGAGGUUUUAAUUAGAAUUGUGGGCUACUGACCACCAUUCUACUAAACCACCAGUUCUUCCAAAUAAAGGUGUACUACCAUCCUUUUAGUCUGAAUUAAAAGUAAUCUGUGAUAUUCUUUCUCUCUCACAGUUUUUCAUCUCUGAUGAAUGAGGGUAGCUGGUUAGUUGAGGUAUGGUCUCAAUUAUUUUUUUUAAACCCUUUAACUCCCAAGAUCUCAUCAGUAAUUCUCCUUACUGUCUGCUAUACAAUUCUUCUAAUGUUACUUUUGAUAAUUUGGUGUUGGAUCAACUAAUAAUCCCCUAAUUGAUACUUCUCUCAGUUCUCGUCACUUGUCUUCUUGAUUUUGUAUUGAUAUUGUAAGGACUAAGACACUCGUGGGAGUUUCAGGGUUAAUGAAUUUGUUAUCCACAUGUAAAGGACAACAAAGGAGGCAAUUUCCCACAUGUCUUCCCUCAUAUACUGGUAAUAUGGCCACAAACUUCCUGGUUAAAUCAAGACCACUUUUGUCUAAUACCUUAGUUAGAGGCCUCUUCCAGUGUCUUGUUAUCAGCAAAGUGGACCAAAAAACGCAGUACCUCAGUCUUUCCUUUAAUGAUUCAUGUCUGUUAAGCUCUUGGAAAUGUCUUUUAGUUCUAUGCCCCAUGGUGUGGUUACUGCAAGAAACUAGAGCCAAUAUGGGCUGAAGUAGGGAAAACUCUCUAUGGAUCACCUAUUAGAGUUGGAAAAUUAGAUGCUACUAGAUACUCAGGUAAAGAUAUUUGCAAUGAAAACUUUCUUUUAUUGCCAUGGCUCUUUAAGGGUCAAAUGUAGUUGUGCCUUUUUAUGAUUCCACUCAUUCAUUAGAAGGGGCAAUUACUAAAAGGAAAACAAAAUCUUUGGGUGUUGGGGUUAAGUCUGGCCUCUGCAUUCACUCAGUUUUUGAGGAAAAUUAAAUUUGAUUUGUACAAUUAAUUAUUUUCAAAUACUUGGUUAUAUUAUCAUGUGAUAAGAAUAGAUUAGAGUAGAUAGCUUGAUGUUCUUUACAAUUUCUCGUUCGGAUUUCACUAUUUAAGAAAUUAUCUCUAUUCUGAUUUUGUUUAUUAGCACUAGCAAAACACUUCGGUAUCAGAGGAUUUCCUUCAAUUAAAUUGUGAGUAGCAUCAGCAAACUAUUAAUAACACUAACUCAAAAACUACAUUUUACAUGCUACAUGGAAAUAAAUUCAGGACAAAAUUUUUUGUUUUAAACUUCAAUCAUGGACAAGAUGUUUUAGAUAAUUACACAAAUUGAAAUUUGAAUUUGCCUUAUAUAAAUAAGUAAAUAUAUAUAUGUAUAUGUAUAUUUAAAAAAACCAAGAGAGACUCAUUAGAUAAAGGCAUGACCUUCAGCGAUGAACCCUUUCUCUUCUACACUUCUUAAAAUAUCAAAGGACUUCUGUUCUUGGAAAAAUAAAAAAAAGUCUGAAAAUUAUAAUCCCUUUAUUUAACCCUUACUCCUUUGGAUGGGAUUUUUGAAGCUGAUUUGUAGAUUAUGGUCAUACCUUGCUAGAUUGUACAGCUAUCUUAUUUCUAAGGAACAAUCCUAAGUAUUUUCAAUUUAUCAAUAGGUUACUAACUUGUUGUUCUACAAUUUUUUGCUUGUGGUAUAACAGUAUUAAAGGAAAGAGAGUUUUAACAUUUGAAGGUGAACGCACAGUCCAGGAUUUUGUCCAAUUUGCAGAGAAGGCAAACAGGUGAGAUAUGUUUGCUUCCCUGUCCUUGUGCUUCUAAUUCUUUUACUCCCAGAAGUGAUCAAUGCGAAAUUUCUCCCUGUAACAUGCUUAUAUUCUCCAGCAAACAGGUAAUGAGAAUACGCAGACUUAUCAGGUGCAAGUUGCUAUCUUGAUCCAACAUCAAAUUCUCAUAACUAAUUUAAAAGAGAAUGGGUAGCACCUAGAAGGGAGAAUUAAAAUCAGAUCUUGUGAGUUAUAGGACUAAUGCAAAAUGUUUGUGUGUUAGUCCAUCCAGUGACCCACUCAAAGUUGAUGUAAAUCAGAGAGGAUUUAUUCUCAUGAAAAAAGAGUAUUAGGUGUUCUGGUGUUGAAUCCUUUUGCUGUUGGUAAUCUAAAGUUAAUCUGUCAUGGUAGGAUGAUCCAGGGCUUAUCAGAAACUAGAGAACCUUAAAGGCAAAAAAAAAAAAAUAUAAAAACUGAGGUGAUAUGUUAAAGCCGUUGGAACUGAAAAGUCAAGCAGGUAGCAAAAAAGUAAAAGUUAUGUUUGUUUGAUUUAAAAAACAAGAGAACCAAAUAUCAAAAAUGGAACAAACAAAUUAAAAGUAGAUACAAACACCAAUUAAACAGAUAAUUACUUGGAGUGCAAUACCUAAAAAAACUAUUCUUGUCAAUAAUGACCAAAUUGACGAGUGACAAUGAAAAUAAUUAAAUGUCUUGUUUGUCAAGGGCUUGUAAACUAAUGCAAGAAAGAGCUGACUGUGUCCCUUAAGAUCAGAGGAAUUUCAUGCAGUGAAUCUUACAGUUCAAUUUUUGUUGUUAAUAUGUGUUUGUGUUUAUCUUAUUUAUAUUUUUCAACUAUGAUUACCCUUCAGACCAGCGGUUACUGAGCUCAAGGAUGCAGCCCAAAUGGAGAGAAUAAGAAAUGAGAAAAGUGUCUGUUUUUUCCUAGUAACAAGCAAUGACAAUGCACAGUUGUCAGAAAAACUUAAAGUAAGUUGUUCUUAAUGGCAGAUCUGUUCUUAAGAUUUUGUUUUGAAUCAUAACCUGAGAAUGAGAUUUGAGACCAAAAUUAUUCACUGUGAAUAACACAAGUCAUGGACCCUGCAUGAUCAAUUUUAAGUUAAUUGUAGCUUGAAACACAACAACAACAACAUCAACAAGAAGCUCCAAGAAGGAGUUUAGAUGAAAAUUCUAAUUAAGAGUUUUGUAAUAAAUUUUAAGUGUCACAUACUGGUAUAGUACAAUAUUGGACAGUUGGUUAUUUUGUACUGUAAAAAAAAACCUAUUAAACUGGUCAGCUGCACUCACUACACGUAUCUAUCUUCUUUGCUUUUCUCGCUUAAUAAGAAAUGUACAUAAAAUGAGGUAGUUUGAUAAUAUUUAACUUAUUAGAUGUUAUAGUGUGUUGUAUUGCCAAUUAUUUUAAACCAUUGUUUGCAUUUUGACUUGAGCUUCAAGCUUGUCAAUAUACAGCAGAACUUGUAAGAUACUCAGUGAUACCACACACUAGAACAUCUAAUAAGAUAUUUUUACUUAAUUAUAUCUAAUUAUGGACUUAUUUUUUUUCUCAGGAUAUUUUUUAUCAAGUUGCUGAAGAUAAGGUUAUUCAAAGCUAUUUUUAUCAAAUUGAUCAGGGAGCUUUACCAGAGGUGAGAAUCUAUAUAUAAAUCAAAUGAAGGAAAAAAUUAUGGUAAUAGUGUAAUUAGUAUUAGUGCUUUAGAUAUAACAUCUUAUAAUCAGGUGUGAUUUCAUUUGCAAGCAUUACCUACAGUUAUGCUUAUUACAUAAUACCUUAAUUGAUGUGUUACCAGCCACUACAGAACAGGGCUGCCUCUUAAAUGUGAAUUAUAAAAUGAUGAUAUUAUUGCCCCAUUGAAUCUUGUUCAGUUAAUCUACUUUUGUUCUCUGACAAGGAUGUUGAGGUAAAGGGGCCAACUGUCAUUGUUUCAAAAGAUGGUUCCAUAUCCAUGCUUGAAGGUAUGCAAUAACAUUGGAAAAUUAAUUUAUGACUGGUAAUGAGUCUUUAUAUAUCAUGAUGAUUAGAUAAAUUCUCUACAUUAUAUUAGCCAUCAUGAUGUUAGAUGUAUUUCUUUUUCCAUAUUUAGCUUACUUCUACAAUGAGUGGCUAUUAAUCCUUUAACUCCCAUGAGUGACCAAGACAAAAUUACUCCUUUAAUAAAAUAUUAAUACAAUAUCAAGCAGACAAGUGACGAGAAUAAAGAAAAAUCUUAAUUAGGGGAUUAUUAGUUGAUCCAUUACCAAAUCCUCCCAACUAGCAUCACAAGAAUUAUAUAUCAGACAGCAAGGAGCACUACUAAUGAGAUCUAGGAAGUUAAAGGCUUAAGUCUUGGCACAUGCCACUACUCGUUUGAUUUUUGCUGUAACUUCCAUUUAUUCCCCCCUCACCCCCAUUCCAAGGUUGCCUUAUGUAAACAAAAUGCUCUCUAAUUUCAGGUAGCAUUGUUUGGGGUAAAAGAGGGAACUUUAAAGUAACUUAGUUAAGAUGAAUCACAAGAUUUCUGUUUAUUAUGUUAAGUAGAGGGUUUAUUGACCACAUAGUAAGGGAGGCCUGUCAACUACUUCUGCCACUCAAUGUAGAUUUUUGGUGUCUUUUAGCCAUUUGUCAAUGAUGUAAAUUGCAUAAAAUAUUGAACUUAGCAAAUAACAACAGAUACUAAAUAUGGAAAAAGUUGAGCUAUGUAUGAUGAGUAACCAUUGCUGACAUACAGAACUUUUAAAAUUAACAGGUAAGCUCUCCCUAUAAUACCCAUACAUUAUUCAGCAAGCAGGUAAUGAGAAUACUCAAAAUUAUUAGGUAGAAGUUGCCAUCUUGAUCUAACACCAAAUUCUUGUUACCAAUUUACAAGGAAAUGUGUAGCAGCUAGUGGGGAGAACUCACAAUCAAAUCUUGGGAGUUAAAGGGAUAAAGGAUAUUUCCUUGUCCUUUAUGCUGAAAGAAAUAAUUUUGUUGACUGAUUUAUUUUAAUUUGAUUCAAGGUUCAGACGAAGUAAUUGAAGAGAGUGUGUUAUCUGGAUGGGUAAAUAAUGAAAGAUUUGAAGCAUUCGUUCAUGUCACCAGAUCAAAUUUUCAUGAUAUCACCACAACUGGUAAAUGACACACAAUUGAUUCUAUUUUACACAAUUCCACACUGAUUCAAUUUACUGACUGUCAAGUUUGUUAUGAAUAUAUUGUAAUUCAAAUAUUUUCUUGGGUUAAAAAUUCUAAAGCAGCAGUUUGAUUUUCAUUUUCUUUGGAAUAUUAUGAUUAUUACAAGUCAAAAUAAAAUGCAAAAAUGUAACUGGUUUGAAAAUCUAAAGUGCAAGGAAAAAAAAUAAUCACUGACAAUGAUUAAGUCCCUUUUAAGAAUAAAUCAAUCAAUUCAAGAGCCUCAGGUUUGAUUUUCUUUUUAUAACUUAAUGCUCUUUUAGGUAAAAUAAUGCUGUUAACUGUACUGGCAGAACAGAAGAGUAAAAAGAAAAUAAAUGAAAGGUAUUUGAAAAUUCUACUCUAUAUCAUGAUGAUCUCAUUGGAGAUUUCUUGUCGCAAAAUUGUUGGUAUGAAUCAAUCUACUAUUUGAACAUUUUUUUAUUUUGACUCAUUUUUGGCUGGGAAUCCUAGUAGAGGGCCACACUGCUAACAUCUUUAAGUUAAUAACAGCAAUUUUGAGUGUAGCGCUUUUCAAAUUUGCAAAGAAAUUCUGAAGGUAUCUCAUUGAUUUCUUGGCUAAGAUAAAGUGCAACCUCAUCGUUAUUAUGUGAUGAUGAUGAGGUGGCAUUUAUACAGGGCAUUAUCCAUUCUAAUGUUCCAAUGUGCUUUACAACACUUUGUGGGGGACUUUGGCCAGACUGCAUUAUGCAGUUUACAAUUUUUUGAGAGAGAAUUUUGUUGCAGUCCCCAAUUUUGGAAAUAUUGCCAGACCAUAAGACAAGGAGCUACAUUCCUUACUCUUUGUGAGAAGUGUUUGGGCUCUCUAAUGUCCCCUGCUCACUAGCACAGAGAAGAUGCAGGAGAUAGGGCCUGAGGUUUAUUGUCCUUAUCCAAGAUGACAAGAAUGUCGAACCAUUUUCAGAUCUCAUAGCAAAGGUAGCAAACCCUCUUCAGUUAUUGGAAGAUGCUGAGUAUUGGUCUGGUCCGAACUUGAACCUUUAACCUCCCACAGGGCAGUCUAGUGCUCUAAAACCUGAGCUAACCAGGCAGUGGCAACUGAUGACAUGUAGAAUAAUUAGAAUGAGACAUUUUUUUCAUUGUUUACAUCCUGAGUUAUUUGUUGGGAAAUUUAGUGUUAUCAACUGAGUUGAAAAUGUAAAUUGGUCACCAUAAAGAGUUUUAAGGCUGACAUUUUGAGCGUUAGCCCUUUGUUAGAAUGUAGGGAAUAUUCCUUGCCAUUUAAUUCAGUAUCACUCUGUGUAGUCUCUAACAGGAGAUGAAGACUUAUUUUCAAAAGUACAUGUGGAAUAUAUAAUGUUGUUUUUUUAAUUGUAUCAGGGUCAGCAAAAUUGUCAAAAGUGUGGCCAUAAAUGAACGGCAAAGAUUUCACAGGCAAGUACAACAUUCUGCAGCUUCAUGCAGAUCAAUAUCAGUAUCUGGGCAACUGCCCACCUACCCCUCCUCUAACCCAACAUUAACCCUAACUUGUUAUCAAUUGACUAUUGUUGAGUUAGGGGAGGGGUAGGUGGGCAGUUGUACAGAUACUGAUAUUGAUCCCUUCAUUCUUUAUAUGACUGAACAAGGAGGAUUUUUCUACCCUUAGACUCACUGAUCUACUCUGCUAGAGCCUUUUUCAAUUCCUUUAGGUCAGGUAUAAAUAGGAGUUUUGCUACUCUUGUUGGAUGUAACACAGAUUUGAUGUGCACUGUAGAUUACCCCCCAGCAUCAAGGUUUGCUUAGAGUUCACCAGUAACUGUGCCUUAAGACUGUUGAGGCCAAAAAUAUGUGUGGGAUCACAUGUUUAGAUGUAGAGAAGAUGCAUAGGAGUAAAUUCUGAAAUGACCUUGUUGUUGCCCAAUAUACCUUUUCUAGUCCCAUACCAUAUCUCUCUCAAAUAAUGUAACGUGGAAAAAGUUUAUCUAAAAAUCAAACAUUUAACAGUUGCCAACAGACAAGAAGAAGUCAUAAAAUUAGGUAAAACUUUCUAUAAUGGUUAGACUGGCUUGUUAUAACUUUCUUUUCAGGCAUUUUCAGUUUGGAUGGAUGUUGGGGGAUACUAUUGCAACAAACCUCAUGAUGAGGUACUAGUAAAAAGAUUUUAAAUGACUUUUUUCACUAAUAUUUUUUUAGUAUUCAGAAAUUAUUGCUAUUGAGGCAGUAAACUUCAAAGAAGUUCUUGGGUUACUGCAUUAAUGCAGUAAGCCAGUUGCAACCUUUACAAGCAUUCAACAGUCAGAGUAAACUGCUGGUCAAUAAGAGAGCACACUUUUACACAAUUCCAAAAAAAAAAAAAAGAGGAAAGAAAAAAGAAAAAUGUAGACAUCAAGGCAAAGAAAAGGACAAAUUGUGAAUCAAUAACUUGAACUUAAAACUGAUGACAUUCUUCGUGUGAAAAUGAAUUUACAAUAUUAUAUGUACUGUUGCAACAUAUAAUCAGACUCUAUGGGUAGAAAAAUAACAACUUUUGCAUUAGGUUUAUGAUAAAAAUUAAAGAAUGGAUUUAGCACUGGACAUUCCACAAGAUGGCUCGCCUUGUCCAUUGCUUCCAGAUCAAAUUGGAAUUUAGAAUGUUGGUUUUUGUUGAGGGAGGAAAAUGGAAGGACCCAGAGAGAAACUUGUGGAGUAAGGACGAGGACCAACAACAAACUCAACCCUUGUGUGACACCAGGUCUGGGAGUCAAACCCAGGGCACAGCAGUGGGAGGCGAGCACUCCCACUACUGCACCAUCCCUGCUCCAUCCCCACUUCCUUUUAAUUAACUGAGUACUUUAUUAUUAUUAUUAUUAUUAUUAAUAUCAUUAUUAUUAUUAUCAUUGCAAUUAUUAUAUUAAUAAUAAGUUCUUUUCUUUUCAUUCUCAGCUCAAUGUCAGCCCCAUUCUUAAUGGCAUAUAACAGUACAAAUCAUGUGUAUUACUUAAAGCAGUAUUCAGAGAUUAAAGAGGAAUUUACUGAACAGCAGUUGGUAUCUUUCCUUGAAGAUGUGUUGGAGGGUCGUGCAAAGGUAUCUCUAUAGUGUUUCCUACUGAAUGUAGUUUAUCUCUGAACUCUGGUUGCAGUCAUGCCGUCAUUUUAUGAAUUAACCGAUUAAACUUGUUUUUCAUUUUGCAGGGAUACGGUGGAGACUCGUACUUUCAAAGAUUCUAUAGGGUAAGACACUGCUGUAAAAUUACUAAACACCUUGUUUUUUAAAUGUUGAGGCUGAGAUGAACCAAAAUUGUAGGUGCAUAUUUUUAGUUAACAGCAUUUUUGUCAAAUAGUUAGUUUCAGAGGAACGUUGAGGUUGAGGUAUUACCAAAUUUAAAGCGCAUGCUUGGAACAUACCUCAGAGUGAGAAGAAUCGUUAAGAACAUCUGCACUUUUUGUCGCAUUGUGACUCUGUGUUUGAAGCGUUUUUUAAAGCCAAUUUAGCAAGGAAAUUAGGGCACAUCGCUCAAGGAUUUGACAAGUAUCUUGUCAUUACAUCAGGGUAAUAAGCCAUCUUCAUCAAAGUCCUUUGUCUCGUCUACAUGUUUUACUUGGGUACCCUGUGGUUAAACUUCAGGAUCAUUUUUCUUUUGAAAGCGAGUGUAGUUGGAAAUGUACGAUGAGAUGCGGCGUGUUUUCCCUUAAAAUUGGGCAUCAUCAGCAUAAAUAUCGCGAUAGUUUCACGUUUUAUAGUAUAACUAUUAGUAUUCAUUGGUUUAAUCUCUUUCAACAGGGGAUUUGGGAACUUAUCAGAUCGAUUUACGUAAGUAUUGAAAAUCUUUCAUAUUAAGAGGGUCUCAAUGGGGUCCACCGUCCGCCGUAAAACGGCCGAAAUUUCAACCGUUAGUCAAAAAGUCAUCACCCCGUCGGGACCCUCAAUUAACAUUUAUGUUCUGUUUGCUCUUGUUCAUGAGAAAUUUAUUUAUUUUUUAUGUAUCAUGUGCAACACACACACAGUAGUAUUUUCUCCCUCAUAAAGCAGUGCUACAUGCACUUUGUCCACAAAAGUACAUUAACAAUUUUUCCAUUGUCCCAGUUUCCUUCAUUUUGGUUAUCGCUCUUGGAAGGAAAGAGAAACGAUGUUACUUAUUCAUCAAGUCUAAACUGUAUUUUUGAUGAACACAGGAAAUCUGGACCACCCAACCCAUUGCUGCUAUACUCAUGUUUGGCUUCCCUCUGCUGGUGUUCUCAUUUCUAAUCUAUAUGCUGUGUAUCGCUGACCCUGGACCUGAAGAGGAAGAUUUGGAAGAGCUUCAAGAUGAAGGCGCCGAGUAUUUAGAUGAUGGAGAUGGAGUAAGAGAACUGGAAGCAGCUGAGGAGGAAGUUGAUGCAAACCCAAAACCGAAGACAGAAUGAUCGAUAUUAUCCGGAAACAUAAGCAUUGUAAGUUCGGUUCAGUUGCGGCAGCUUCUACCGUGCCAGAAUCGCAAUGACAGCAAGUACUCUACAUGAGAUGUUCAGGUUUUUCUGAAGAACAAGUCAGACUGGUUCCCCUUAACCUGCAUAGGUAGCGAUAUUUUUAGCGAUUGAUGAAAAUAAAGACAGCGGAGCUGCAACUUCGAAAAGUAAAACUAUGUUCCUUCCUCAGCCUCUCGCGGCUCUGUAUUCAUGGCUUCGAGGUGCACAAGAAAACCCUCAUCUACGCAGUCGAGGUCCUUGCUCAGCUGCUUAGAGUCCAUUUCAAUCGAUAUUGGUAAAUCCUAUACCAAUGUUAUCACUACGGCCAAUGAGUGGGAAGGGGAAUGUAACAUGAAACACGAAGCCAAUAAAGGGGGGGGGGUGUUAAUGAGAACUCAAAUUAAAACUAAGCAAGCUGCCAAAGGUUACGGAAAACGCGAGUGACUAAGUCGCACUUAAGGUCCAUUGCUUUUGGUUAUGCAAGUUUUCUCGACCAACUACAAGCAAAGUGAAUCAAAACCAAUGUGAAUGCAAUUCCUGAUUACCUUGAAGACUCCAUUGAAAGUCCUCAAGUAAUGAUGCGUCCUCCACGCCUAUGCGUUCCCCUCCCCUCCCCCCCCCUCCAGCCUUUCGUGUGCAGACUGUAAGCGCUAAGGGGGUCCACUAAGUUCAGCUACAAGCACAAGAAGCAUCGCCAAAUCUCAGUUGACAGUAUGGUAAAGGAACGAAUGCGUCUCAGUCCGAAAGAGUCAGGUUACGCUUAUUUGGCCGAAUUUCACAUUUCACCGAUGACUGACAGGACUGUUUUGUACGCAAACUAAAGCUUUCAGAAAAUAACUAAUUAACUUUUCUUCCAUUGUCACAUUCUAUUCAUUGCCUUUAUUUUACAUUUAAUGCAGUGAACUCCACAUAUACAACUAAAGGAAAGUUAAUAAAUAUAUACCGGG